CCAUCUCCAUGUCCGCCUCUCUCUCUCUCUCUGAAAACCACCCCACCAACGGAGCCCCACCGCGCCACUGCCGUCCACCCCCCUUGCCCACACACCCAAAGAGAGAAGGAGCUAAUCGAGCCCGAUUCUCAAUCUCUCUUUCGUUUUCUUCUCUGAAGCUUCCUCAGUGGCUCACUCUGUGCGUGGUGGCUUUGAUUGGUCCUUCGAUUCUCAGGUAUGCUCUCGAAAGCUCAGACCGUCUCUUUCUACUUAAAUCACACCAUUAAAUCUGCACCCACAUCCCAUACAAACCCUUUUAUGGACCUCCAAAUCAAACCCAUUUCAAGCCUCAAAGUAGUGUGGCGGAAAGACCGAAAACUGGACGGAGCCAUAGAGAACGACAAGCGGUACAAGCUCUGUUACCGAGUCGUCAAAGAGGUCCUUAACGAGCCAGGCCAAGUGAUCCCACUCCGUUACCUCGAGAAACGCCGCGAGAGAAUGCGGCUCAAGGUACGAAUCCAAUCUUUCCUUACCGGAAACCCGGGUUUAUUCGAUUCUUACUAUGACCGAAUCAAACCCAGAACCAAUCUGGUCCCGUUCCUCCGAGUUUCGGACCGGCUCAAAGAGUUUCUCGAAGAAGAGAGAAGGAUUUAUGCUGAACAUGAACCUUGGAUAGUAUCGAAAUUGUGUAAACUGUUGAUGAUGUCUAAGGAUAAGGUUCUUAGUGUGGAUAAAUUAGUACACGUGAAGAGGGAAUUUGGGUUUCCGAAUGAUUUUCUGGUUAACUUGGUGCCCAAGUAUCCGCAGUACUUUAGGCUAUCCGGGUGUCCGGGAGAAGGGAAAUCGUUUUUGGAACUGGUUUCAUGGAACAACGAGUUUGCGAAAUCAGUUAUUGAGAGAAGGGCGGAGGAAGAGUCGAGGUUGACGGGGAUUCGGGUUAGGCCUAAUUUUAAUGUUAAGCUUCCGGUGGGGUUUUUCCUGAGGAAGGAGAUGAGGGAGUGGAUUAGGGAUUGGAUGGAGCUCGAUUAUGUGUCCCCGUAUGAGGAUGUGUCACAUUUGGAUCAGGCGUCAAGGGAAAUGGAGAAGAGAACCGUGGGAGUUUUCCACGAGUUGCUUUCACUUUCAUUACAUAAGAGGGUUCCUGUACCAAUAUUGGGGAAGUUUAGUGAUGAGUAUAGGUUCUCGAAUGCAUUCUCGAGUGCGUUCACAAGGCAUUCGGGGAUAUUCUAUUUGUCAUUGAAAGGAGGGAUAGAGACGGCAAUGCUGAGAGAAGCAUAUAAAGAUGAUGCACUGAUUGAUUGGGAUCCUCUCCUCGAGAUAAAAGAUAAAUUUGUUGCUUUGUUGGAGGAGGGAUGGCGAGAGAGAGCAGAGCGGUUGAGGUUUCAUAGGGAAGAAGUUAAGAAGCACAGGGAAAUGAUGGCGGUGAAGAGUGGGGAGUAUGAUAGGCCUGCGUGUGAUGAAUGACUACGUGAAAGGCAUGGGUGGCAAUGAGAUCAGCAAUUGCCGGUAAAGGGAACUUGAAAUAUUAAGUUGAUUGUUGAGAUUAAACUGCAUAUUCUGUUGAGAAAUUGUACAUUUGUGAGGAAUUGUUGUAUCCUGCAUGUGUACAAAUUGAAUUUUCAUCCAAGAUAAUUGGAGAUUGUCAAUGUCACUGAAUUUAUGGAUGGGGGAGAAGUUGUGCUCUUCUCUCAAAUAUCGAUGGUAGAGAGCUGCUUUCAACAAGAUACCUAUUAACAGCAUUUAGUAAUGCUUUAUAUUUUCUCAGCAACAAAGGAAGUCUACAGAACUCUUCACUGAGGCACGGAAGUCAAAAUAUCUUUCAACUGACCUCCCAACAUAUCUGUGGAGUUGUAAUUUUACAUUUAUUGGAGUUUGUUAGUUGUAGUGUUGCGGCUUUGAUGCAAAAUAGAAUUGCACUUCAAGAGUGGACAAAUGUUUGUUGUGUUGGUGCAAUCAUGGAUUGCACGACCAAGCAUCAUAAAAGCAAUGGCUAUUGCAGGAAUGUUAAAGGAGCUGAAUAAGUGAGAACAUUUUGGAAUGGAGAUCAAAGACUUUCUUUUCCUUUUUUUUUUGGGCAAGGUUUUUCUUGGUCUUUUCAUUUCCAACGACAACUUUCAAGGAAGGUUGGUCUGGUUAGGCAUGUUAAUUAAAGAGUAGCAACUGAAAGUAUUGUGUAAUGGAGCUGCAUGUGUGGUGGUACCCUGGGGUAGAUCUUGAAAUUGUUGCAGUAAAAUGUCUCUUCUUUAGAGCACUGAUAAUUUGGUCUAGAGUUUCAGCUCUUGGCAAGUUGUGAUUGUGAAUUGCUGUUGUAUUUGUUGAUGAGGUUAGGAUCAUUU
Molecule: messenger RNA, 2315 nt
Organism: Corylus avellana
Lineage: Eukaryota; Viridiplantae; Streptophyta; Magnoliopsida; Fagales; Betulaceae
Source: RefSeq, a predicted model, not a curated record